This is a messenger RNA of Salmo salar (Atlantic salmon), 2496 nucleotides long. RefSeq names its product Rho/Rac guanine nucleotide exchange factor 18b (gene arhgef18b). Gene Ontology annotation, biological process: regulation of Rho protein signal transduction. NCBI's taxonomy places the organism in Eukaryota, Metazoa, Chordata, Actinopteri, Salmoniformes, Salmonidae. The record is from RefSeq and is a predicted model, not a curated record. Gene Ontology annotation, cellular component: plasma membrane. Gene Ontology annotation, molecular function: guanyl-nucleotide exchange factor activity.
AUGGAGCUAGAGGUUAACAAGGGGGUUGGUCGGGCGAGACCUGCCCGGAGUAGGGUCAAUGUCUGGGGGCCCUCCUGGGGUCUGUCUGGCCGUCUGGGAGUCCGGGUGCUGAUGCACAGAGACCACCUCACCUGUCGCUUCCUGCAGGGUUCUCUGCCUCACGUCUGGCUGCAGCGUUACUGGGGCAAGCAGCGCUUUUGCCAUCUCUCAUCCUUCUCUCGUCUUUUCCCAGCCCUGAGGAAGGGGGACAAGUCCUCGCUGGCCCCUGAUGGGCCCUCCAGCUCGCCGCAAGUCCCAGGCAUGACCCUCAGCCCACCGAGACCCAGUGCUCAGCCUGCUGCCUCCAGCAGCUCUUCCUCCAGCCACAGUCACACUGCUGCAGCCUACCUCAACCACAACAGCAGCUCUGGAUCCCUCCCAGGGGACAUGGACGAGAUGGACAGCCUCCGCUUCGGGAUCAAGCGCUUCAACGAGUAUGCGGUGUCCCUGACCCCUUCCACCACUGACUCCAUCAUCGUAGAGGAUGCAUACUACUCUGCGGUUCAAGCUGAUCUGGAGUCAGAUGCCCAGGACUUGGAUGUGGAGUCAUGGAGCCUGGCUGUGGACCAACAGUACCUGAAGAAACACACCAAGGAGAUGGUCAAGAGACAGGACGUCAUCUACGAGUUGAUGCAGACAGAGAUGCAUCACGUACGGACCCUGAAGAUCAUGUUGCGUGUGUACGUGAGGGAGCUGAAAGAGCACCUUCAGAUGGAUGAGCGGCGUCUGGACUGUCUGUUCCCGCGGCUGGAGAACCUACUGGAGCUACACACACACUUCCUGUCCCACCUCAAAGAGCGGCGCCGAGACGCCACGCAGCCCGGCAGCGACAAGAACUACAACAUACAGAGACUCGCUGACAUCCUCACCACACAGUUUUCAGGUGAGAUAGGGGAGCGGAUGAAGGAGAGCUAUGGUGAUUUCUGUAGCCGCCACACAGAGGCUGUCAGCUAUUACAAGGAGCAGCUACACAACAAGAAGUUCCAAAACCUCAUACGGAAAAUCAACAAUUUUUCCAUUGUGAGAAGAUUAGGAGUGACAGAGUGUAUUCUCCUGGUGACACAACGCAUCACGAAGUACCCAGUGCUGGUGGAACGCAUUUUGCAGAACACAGAAGUGGGCACAGAGGAGCAUGAGGAGCUGACGAGGUCUCUGGGUCUGAUCAAAGACUGCAUCGUCCAGGUUGAUGCCCUGGUCAACCUCCAUCAGAAGGCCUCGCGCCUCCGAGACAUCGCCCACAAGAUGGAGCCCAAGUCUCUGGGCAAGAUCAAAGAUGGCCAUGUGUUCCGCGGAGAGGACCUGGCCCUGGGCAGACGCAGGCUGCUGCACGAUGGGACCGUCAACCACAAGGCUGCCUCUGGCAGACUCAAAGAUAUUCUCGCUGUGCUGCUGUCAGAUGUCCUGUUGUUACUCCAAGAGAAAGACCAGAGAUAUGUCUUCUCUACUGUGGACAACAAGCCAUCAGUGAUCUCCCUCCAGAAGUUGAUUGUGAGGGAGGUGGCCCACGAAGAGAAGGCCAUGUUCCUAAUCUGUGCCUCCCCCAAUGAGCCUGAGAUGUACGAGAUCCACACCGCCUCCAAGGAGGAGCGCAAAACCUGGAUGACACACCUCCGCCAGGCAGUGGAGAGUUGUCGACACACAGAGAGGCUCUUCAGUGAGGAGGAGGAGGCUCGAGCCGCCAAAUUCAAAGAGUUCCAAGAUAGUCUGAGCCAGAAGGAUGGCCAGAUCGUGGCAGGUCUGACAGAGAAGCUGCAGCUGUUUGCAGACAUGGCAGAGUCCGUGGCUGGUCUUGAGGAUAUGGCCUCACGCUCCCAUCUGCUGCUGCGUGGUGACGCCUCAGACCUCCACCAGGGGGAGACGCUGCUCAAGGGAACCAUCACUGAAGAAGGCAGUGUGAAGAAGAAGAACUACAGUGGAGGGGACAAGGCCAGAGACAGGAGCCAGAGAGCCCGCUCUGACACCCAGCUCAAGGAGAUUCAGGCCAGCCAGGCCCUGGAGCAGCCACCGUUCUUUGACCUGGUGUUGAUGCUGUCUCAGAGACUCUACAGCCUGCAAGCCAUCAUAACCCAGCAAGACAGCCACAUCAAGCUGCAGCGCACCUCCCUCACUGAGCGUGCCUCCUUCCCCGGCGGUCACCGUGGCAACGUGCUCCUGGAGCAGGAGAAACAGAGGACGCUGGCCCUGCAGAGGGAGGAGCUGGCCAGCUUCCACAAGUUGCUAUUACUGCACCGACAGGAGCAGGCUCGUUGGGAGAGGGAGCGGGAGUGCCACCGGUUGCAGGCAGAGGCCGCAGAGGACAGGCUGAGGCAGAGAGAGGAUGAGAGCAGGAGGCUGGAGGAGAAGAGAGAGGAGCUGGAGAGACAGAGGGAGAUGUACCAACAGGAUCUGGAGAGACUGAGGGAGUUGACCCGCGACGUGAAGAAGGAACGCCUGGAGCAAGACAAUCGAGGUGGGUGA